UUUCCGUAUAUUCAAGGUAAUCUUAUGGUCAAGAUCGUCCUGAUCUUCAAAUACAUUACCUUUCAUACUCACUUUCUCUUCGUCUCCAUCUCCUUUUCUUACUAAUUUACUCCUUCUUUAAUUAUUCUUAAUCUUCCCGUCUUAAUUUUACCAUCAUUUACCCCAAAAUUCAUUUUGCAAAUAGUUGUUACUCUAUCUGUUGUCACUUCAUCCAUCUGUAAUAAUGAAAUCACUGUUUUCCGCUAUUUUGAUCAUCUUAUUUGUUUCCCAGAUAAACUGCCAAUCCGAUAAAAGGAAAAAUAAGUUCAGAGGUCGUCGGCCAAAUGUAAAUUGUCAUCUUAAACAGUUGCAAUCAUGUAUAGAAAAGGUUGACCGUUACUCAAACCAAACUGAAGCCUACAAGUUGAUAACUACCUCAAGAGGGAUCGAUGAAAUUUGCUCAAACUCUUUGGAAGGGUUGAAUUGCUUGAAAGAACACAUUGACCAAUGUGGUACACCAAUCCAAAGAGAGAUGUUUGAAUUUACUAUUGAGCAGUUCCAGAGGUCAAUUGACCAGUUUUGUAAACCUGGAGAGUUACGUCAAGAGUUUUUGAAACAUUCACCCUGCAUUGCCGAUAACAUUUUAUCCAAGGAUGAUUAUAAAAAGACAUGUAAUCAACCAUAUUUAGCUUCCAUCGACAAGGUUAACAAGUUCGAAGACUUUGAUGAUAGACUUGACCUUACCUGCUGUUCCUACAAUCGCUGGGAAAACUGUUUCCUUGGAAUGGUUUCAGCUAAGUGUCAAGGAUCAGGAAGAGAGGCUUUAACCAAUUUCAUGGAGAAGACGUUUGCCAGUUUAAUCAACUUGGUUUGUAAACACUCGGAAUUUAAUUUUGAAGCAAGUCGAUGUAAAUCACUCUACCCAGCUGACAAUAUCAAAUUUGAUGCAACCAAAGCAAAUAAUCCAAUCACUAAAUAUUUAGCUUCGUAUUUUCGUUUCUUAUUGACAAACUAAUCUGAGUUUGGCCAUGAUUCAUGAUAUUUAAUCCAUGAAUAUCCAGGAUCUAAAUUGACUCGGAAAAUCUCCAAUGUCUUUGUACGGUUGAAUAUGUAAAAAAGUGAUCCAAGUUGUUUAAAAUAAAAGAUUUAUUGUCCACAAAA
Molecule: messenger RNA, 1140 nt
Organism: Tetranychus urticae (two-spotted spider mite)
Lineage: Eukaryota; Metazoa; Arthropoda; Arachnida; Trombidiformes; Tetranychidae
Source: RefSeq, a predicted model, not a curated record